ACUCGGGGAGGAUGAGGGAGGAUGAUGGUGGGUGGAGGUUGCGGACCCUCCCUAUGCAGCACGGGCCAGAGUCCUAGGGUUCGCUCUGAGGCCUAGAGAAGGCCCUGGAGUUCUGCUCGCGUGAAAGCAGCCGAGCCCGAGACACCUCCACAUUCUCAGGCCUGAAUCACAGCCCGCCCCUUUAUCCCAACGUCCAGGAUCAACUUGAAAUGUUAUAUCCCAGCCAUGAAGCUAGGCCAUGUCUGGUCCAACUGAUGAGACUGCAGGAGACUUGCCUGUGAAAGACAUAGGUCUAAACCUCUUUGGAAUGGGAGAGUUACAAGAAACUUCAGCAACACGGACAAUGAAGUCUCACCAGGCAGUGUCGCGUGUCAGUCGUGAGGAACUGGAAGACAGAUUUUUGCGUUUGCAUGAUGAGAACAUUUUACUUAAACAGCAUGCCUGCAAGCAGGAGGAUAAAAUUAAAAGAAUGGCCACCAAGUUAAUACGGCUAGUUAAUGACAAGAAAAGAUAUGAGCGGGUUGGUGGCGGCCCCAAGCGGCUGGGACGAGAUGUGGAAAUGGAAGAAAUGAUUGAGCAGCUGCAAGAGAAAGUCCAUGAGCUCGAAAGACAAAAUGAAGCCCUCAAACACAGACUAAUUUCAGCCAAACAGCAACUUCAAAUCCAGGGUUACAGGCAAACUCCAUACAAUAACGUACAAUCUCGCAUUAACACUGGGCGUAGAAAAGCAAAUGAAAGUGCAGGCUUUCAGGAAUGCCCCAGGAAAGGUAUAAAAUUCCAAGAUGUAGAUGUAGCUGAAAAUCCACAUCCCAUGUUUACAAAAUAUGGCAACAGUUUACUUGAAGAAGCCAGAGGAGAAAUAAGAAAUUUAGAAAAUGUUAUUCAGUCACAAAGAGGCCAGAUAGAAGAGUUAGAGCACUUGGCUGAGAUCCUGAAAACUCAGUUGAGGAAAAAAGAAAAUGAAAUUGAGUUAUCUCUUCUUCAGCUUCGAGAACAGCAAGCUACAGAUCAAAGGUCAAAUAUUCGGGACAAUGUAGAAAUGAUUAAGCUUCAUAAACAGCUAGUGGAGAAAAGCAAUGCUCUUUCAGCAAUGGAAGGAAAAUUUAUUCAGCUUCAAGAGAAGCAAAGAACUCUCAGAAUCAGCCACGAUGCCUUGAUGGCAAAUGGGGAUGAGUUAAACAUGCAACUUAAAGAGCAGCGUUUAAAAUGCUGCAGUCUUGAGAAACAAUUACAUUCUAUGAAGUUUUCUGAAAGAAGAACAGAAGAGCUGCAGGAUAGAAUUAAUGAUUUAGAAAAGGAACGGGAACUUUUAAAAGAAAACUAUGAUAAACUUUAUGACAGUGCCUUCAAUGCUGCCCAUGAAGAGCAAUGGAAGUUAAAGGAGCAGCAGCUGAAAGUACAGAUUGCUCAGCUUGAGACUGCCUUGAAAUCUGACUUAACAGACAAAACUGAAAUCCUUGACAGAUUAAAAACUGAAAGAGACCAAAAUGAAAAACUCGUUCAAGAGAAUAGAGAACUGCAGUUACAGUAUCUGGAACAAAAGCAACAACUUGAUGAACUUAAAAAACGCGUGAAAUUUUACAACCAGGAGAAUGAUAUUAAUGCUGAUGAAUUGAGUGAAGCUCUCCUACUUAUAAAGGCUCAAAAAGAACAAAAAAAUGGGGACCUUUCCUUUUUAGUGAAAGUAGAUAGUGAAAUUAAUAAAGAUCUAGAACGCUCUGUGAGAGAGCUGCAAGCAACUCAUGCAGAAACAGUGCAAGAGCUUGAAAAGACAAGAAAUAUGCUAAUUAUGCAACAUAAAAUUAAUAAAGAUUAUCAGAUGGAGGUUGAGGCAGUGACCCGUAAGAUGGAAAAUUUGCAGCAAGAUUGUGACCUCAAAGUGGAACAGUAUGUUCAUCUUCUAGAUAUUAGGGCUGCACGCAUCCAGAAGCUAGAAGCCCAAUUAAAGGAUAUUGCCUAUGGCACCAAGCAGUACAAAUUUAAACCAGAAAUCAUGCCAGAUGACUCUGUUGAUGAAUUUGAUGAAACCAUCCACUUAGAACGAGGCGAAAAUCUUUUUGAAAUCCAUAUCAACAAAGUAACCUUUUCUUCUGAAGUUUUACAGGCAUCUGGAGAUAAAGAGCCUGUCACUUUCUGUACCUAUGCUUUCUAUGAUUUUGAACUACAGAUAACGCCUGUAGUGCGAGGCCUUCAUCCCGAAUACAACUUCACUUCUCAAUAUCUUGUUCAUGUUAAUGACUUGUUUUUGCAAUAUAUUCAGAAGAAUACUAUCACCCUCGAGGUCCACCAAGCUUAUAGCACAGAAUAUGAAACAAUUGCAGCAUGUCAAUUAAAAUUUCAUGAAAUUCUUGAAAAAAGUGGCCGAAUAUUUGGUACAGCAAGUUUGGUUGGAACUAAAGGAGACAUCCUAAAUUUUGGUACAGUGGAAUACUGGUUCCGAUUAAGAGUUCCCAUGGAUCAAGCAAUUCGACUUUAUCGAGAACGGGCAAAGGCUUUGGGAUAUAUAACAUCAGAUUUUAAGGGGCCAGAGCAUAUGCAGUCGUUAAGUCAGCAAGCACCCAAAACUACUCAGCUCAGUUCUACAGAUUCCACAGAUGGCAACCUAAAUGAACUUCACAUUACAAUAAGAUGUUGCAACCACCUGCAGUCCCGAGCAAGCCACCUGCAGCCACACCCAUACGUUGUGUACAAGUUUUUUGAUUUUGCAGACCAUGAUACAGCCAUCAUUCCCAGUAGCAGUGAUCCACAGUUUGAUGAUCAUAUGUAUUUCCCAGUGCCAAUGAAUAUGGAUUUGGAUCAAUACCUUAAGUCAGAGUCUCUGAGUUUUUAUGUUUUUGAUGAUAGUGAUACCCAGGAGAAUAUUUACAUAGGAAAAGUUGAUGUGCCUCUGAUUUCAUUGGCACAUGACAAGUGUAUCUCAGGAAUAUUUGAGUUAACAGACCAUCAAAAGCAUCCUGCUGGCACCAUCCAUGUGAUACUGAAAUGGAAAUUUGCUUACCUUCCACCAAGCGGAUCAAUAGCAACUGAAGACUUAAGAAAUGUCAUACACAGAGAAGAGCCAGAAGUUGUUCAAAGACUUCCUCCAGCAUCCUCUGAUAGCAUACUAGAAGCACCAAGACCUAAACCAAGACGACGUUUAACACCAGUAGAUAAGAAGGUGUCUUUCGUGGAUAUCAUGCCGCAUCAGAGUGAUGAGACUUCUCCUCCUCCUGAAGAUAUGAAGGAAAUUUUGCCAGAAGUGGAGCAUAUACCAGAAAUAGAAAUUAAUGUGCCAACUGUUUCACAUGUUCCCAAGGUUUCACAAGAAAGCAGUGUAGAUGAGGUAAAAGAGAAUACUGAGAAAAUGCAGCAAGGAAAAGAUGAUGUGUCUUUACUAUCUGAAGGUCAGCUUGCAGAACAAAGCUUGGCAUCUUCUGAAGAUGAAACAGAAAUAACAGAGGACUUGGAACCGGAAGUUGAAGAGGACAUAUCAGCUUCUGACAGUGAUGACUGUAUUAUUCCAGGUCCUAUCUCCAAGAAUAUCAGACAGGCUUAAUCUCUCAUUAAAACAAAAUCACAGACCAGGCACAGUGUUUCACACCUGUAAUCCCAAUACUCUGGGAGCCCAAGGCAGGAGGAUCACAUGAGCCCAGAAGUUCAAGGCUGCAGUGAGCUAUGGCUGCACCACUGCCCUGCAGUCUGGGUAACAGAGUGACAUUCUGUCUCUACCCAAAUAAAUAAAACAAUAGAACUGAACAUUUCUGUUGUUGUCACAGAUUCCUCCAUGAAAUAGAGAUAUCCAUCGUUUCUGUGCUCGACAAAUACAAAUAGAACAUUUCAUCUGUCCAAAGUUUUAUCAUUUUUAUUAUAUAUUUAUUAAUUAUAAUCUCAUCUAAUCUAUGAAAACUCCUACAUAGACCUACAAUAGAACCAUGUGUAUGUUGGCAACAUUGCUAGCAUCUCAGUGAAGUUGUACAUUGCUCUUAACUAAGGUAAAAUAAACUUUAAUAAAGAAGUUUAGCAAAAGAAAUUAUUAUUUCUCUGAAAUAUUCAAAUAAUUUAAUGUACAUAUACAUAUUUUUUCUUUGUAAUAAACUGGAUUUUUUCCAUUACUUAAGGUAAAAUAAUUUGUGUUACUUGGCUACAGUCUGAUACAGUCUUCACUAUCAUUCCAAAAUUUGAUUUCCUAUAAUGGUUUCAGAUGCUAUCUGAAAUGUGAACAUCAUUUAAAGCAAGAAAUUCUUCAUGCUUCACCUCCCAUGGGUUUUAAAAAUUCUAUUUUCAGCAUCAGUCACUGCCCAGCACCUAUGUUUUCUUAGUUUGUUUUGUGUUACUAUAAAGCUAUACCUCAGGGUGGGUAAUUUAAAAAGAAAAGUGGUUUAUUUGACCCACAGUUCUGCAGGCUGUAAAAGAGGCAGGGCACUGGCAUUUGCCUUUGGUGAGAGCCUCAAGCUGCUUUCACUCAUGGCAGAAGGCUAAGGGGAGCCACAGCAUAUGGAGAUCACAUACCAAGAGAGGAAGGAAAAGAGAGAGAAGUAAGAGUUGCCAGCUUAUUUUUAACAAUCAGCUCUCAGGGGAACUAACAGAGUGAGAGCAUUAAUCUAUUCGUGUGGGAUUUGCUCCCAUAACCCAGACACCUCCCACUAGACUCCACCUCCCCACACUGCAGGUUAAAUUUUAACAUGACUUUGGUGGAGACAAACAAAUCAUAUUCAAACCACAGCAUAUUGUUAACAGGUGAAAUUUAGUUUUGGUAAAUUAUAUACCAAAUAUAGUAAAAUGGUAUCAUCUGAAAGCCUGGGAACAAAACUCAAGAAAUUAUAAUGGCUAAUGGUAUUGUUUGAAUGAUGGUAUCCCCUCCAAAAUUUAUGUUGAAACUUAAUCCCCAAUGCAACAGUAUUAAGAAAUGUGGCCUUUAGGAGAUGAUUAAGUCAUGAGGACAGAGCUGUCAUGAAUGGGAUUAGCACCCUUCUGAAAGGGCAUGAUAUUGAAGAGACACUGUCUUGCUCUUCUGCCAUAUGAGAACAUAGCAUUCCUCUUCUGCAGAGGAUGCAGCAACAAGGCACAAUCUUGGAGACAGAGAGCAGCCCUCACUAAACACCAAACCUGCUGACACCUUGAUCUUGGACUUCCCAGUCUCCCAAACUCUGAGAAAUAAAUUUCUAUUAUUCAUAAGUUACCCAGUCUGUGAUAUUUCAUUGUAGCAGCACAAAUGGACUAAGACAGUGAAAUACAGGAUUGUCUAUUGAUUUUACCAGUUUUUGUGUGUACUACUUUAGCAAAUCAUUUAAUAUGAAUAAUAGAACCUUUCUCUUUAAAGAUUGCAAAAGUGGUACAAAGAACUUCUGUAUAUUCCUUACCUGAAUUCACAGAUUUUAACUUUUUACUUAUUUUGUUUAACUUUUUACUCAUUUGUUUUAUCAUUUCUAGUCUCUCUCCUGCAUAUACGUAUAGUGCACAUACUUAGGUAUUUACUUAUAAACAUACAUUCUUUCAUACACAAUUGUUAUAAACCAUUUGAGUAUUGCAGAAAUCAUGCCCCUUUAACCCUAAACACUUCAGAACAAUUAUAUGAUAUUCUUCUCUAACUUACAGUUUUCAUUAGAAUUUUGCCAGUUGUCCUAGUAGUAUCAUUUAUAGUAUCUUAUUCAUAUAGUCCAAGAUCCAGUCACUAGUUUUCAUUUAGUGAAAACGAAAUCACACAUUGCAUUUAGUUUUCAUGGCUCUUUAGCCUCCAUUAAUCUGUAAUGGUUCUUCAGGCUUUCUUGCAGUCUUUUGUAACAGUGACACUCUUUAAUACAGGCCCUUUAUGUUGUAAAAUAUUCUUUAUUGAAUUUGUCUGGUGUUUCCUCCAGAUCAGAUUCCAGUUAUACAUUUUGGUAGGAAUACAGCAGUGAUACUAUGUCCUCUUCAUUGCACCAUAUCAGGAGGCACAAAAUGUCAUUUUGUCUAAUUAUUGAUGGUGUUAACUUUGGUUGAAGUAUUGUUUCAUAAAUUCUUUUGUAAGCUUAAAAAUACUUGUGGUUCAUUCAUUUUUUCUUUUGUCUUCUCUUUAAGAACUGUUUCUGGUAGAAGUCUCAGAAUAGUGAGACAUAGCUUGCAUAGGCAGGAAUGUAUUACUGAAUGCCUGUUAUGUGCUAAGUACAUCCUAUGUUAAUAUUUCCUCACAACAGUUCUUCAUUUAUUAGCAUACAGUGUGUGUCAGGCAGGCAUACAAGAAGCAAUUCCUUCCCUCAAAUAAUUCGUAGUCCUGGGGGAGGGGAACACAAAUUAUAAUGCAUAGUGGUCUGCACCAGGAGAAUGGAAUGCAUGGGGUGCUAUGGGAGCAUUCGGAAGGGGUCCCUAAGUCAGCAUGAGGGGCCUUCCCUUCAUCAAGGAUGACAUCCUAGAGUCAGCAAAGCUGGAGCCAGUAUUGAAGAUGAUUGGGAGUUCAUGAAAAGAGAGAGAUAAUUAUAGGCCAUAGAAAUGAAAAGCAUGAGAAUCUGAGAGAACAUAGUGCAUGGCUUGUUCUAGAAUUCAGAAUGGUUUUAGGAUGGGCCAAGCCUAUUAUGAUAUGCUUAGGAAGCCCAGGAGAAUAGGCUGAAAAGGUAGGCAUAAUCCAGAACAUUGAGACCUCUGAGAUUUGUAAGGAAUGGGGAUAGAAGAUCACUCAUUCAUUCAACAGAUAUGUAUGUAGUGAGCAUUUGCUGUGUUCCUAGCCUUGUUCUAGGGACUGGGAAUAGAUCCAUGAAUACAAAAAAUUAAGCUCCUGUUCUUAAGGAGUUUGCACGUUUAGAUCACAUUUUGAAAGAUCAUGCCAUCAGUAAUGUAAAAAAUAGACUAGAAUAGAGGAACAGACUAGUUAAAAAGGAAUUAGGUAACCCUACUUUAUAGUUAUCCCCACUUUAUAGACUUUUUAAAAAUUGCCUCUAUUUAUAACGUUAGAAAAUUAGGACUAGAAGUAGUGCCCUAGAUAAAUAUCAUUUAUGCCAGUUACACUGUGAGUUUGAAGUAUCUGAUAUACUGUGUAAGCAAUUUAAGAUCAUUCAGUUUCUUUUCUUCAUGUUACAGAAUCAGACAGUUCAUAGUUAUUUCUUAGAAAUGUUGAUCCUUAAAAGGAAUCUAACAGAUUUCCCAGGACUUCUACAUAUUACUUGGUUUUUUCUCUUCAUGUCUGUGAUGUAUAAUUAAUCAUAGAUUACUUCAUUUUGUUUCAUUUCAUUUACAACAUUUAUGAGCUUCACUUUGUCAGUCUGAAA
Molecule: messenger RNA, 7217 nt
Organism: Callithrix jacchus (white-tufted-ear marmoset)
Lineage: Eukaryota; Metazoa; Chordata; Mammalia; Primates; Cebidae
Gene: RPGRIP1L
Product: RPGRIP1 like
Biological process (GO): non-motile cilium assembly; retinal rod cell development
Cellular component (GO): photoreceptor connecting cilium
Molecular function (GO): thromboxane A2 receptor binding
Source: RefSeq, a predicted model, not a curated record